Messenger RNA from Fundulus heteroclitus (mummichog), 3410 nucleotides. It is a transcript of the gene trpv1, whose product is annotated as transient receptor potential cation channel, subfamily V, member 1. Gene Ontology annotation, cellular component: membrane. Gene Ontology annotation, molecular function: protein binding; calcium channel activity. Gene Ontology annotation, biological process: calcium ion import across plasma membrane. The record is from RefSeq and is a predicted model, not a curated record. The transcript is spliced from 15 exons. The coding region runs from base 165 to 2615 and encodes 816 amino acids. NCBI's taxonomy places the organism in Eukaryota, Metazoa, Chordata, Actinopteri, Cyprinodontiformes, Fundulidae.
ACAGGACCACAACAGCUUGAGAACCGACACGCGCACGCAAGCAGAAAACUGAAAUGAAAGCACAAAGAGUCGCUCACAGGAAGCUCUGAGACAAGACUCGAGAGGGAUUCUUCACAUCUGAAACACCCUGAAACCCUGAAGGACUGCCGGGGUUAAAGAUAAGGAUGAAGAAGUCAGAGUUUUUGGAUUUCCAUCUGGAGGCGGACGACAGGACAGAGAAGGAGAAACUGAGGCAUAAGGAGCCAAAGAAGGAUGGUCUGGCCUCCGCAUUGGGCUUGUGUGGGGAGGCCCCCAAGGCCCCCAUGGACACUGAUUACCAGGAGGAAAUGGAGACAAAAGAGCCCCAGAUCCGAUUCAAUGUCAACUUUGGCAAGGCGAGUAAAGGUGAGCCGCCACAGGAAAAGAGAGACAGCUCCACUUUUACCAUUGAGCGACUGUUUGAGGCAGUGGCCAGCAGGGACGCCAAGAAACUGGACGGCCUGUACCUCUACUUGUAUCGGAGCAUGAAGAAACUGUCUGACUCUCUGUAUCAGUCGUACGGCAAAACCGCCCUGAUGAAAGCUCUGCUGCACCUCAAAGACGGCAAGAACGAGACCAUCGACGUGCUGAUCGGCGUUUCCGAGAGGAUCGGUGACAUUAAAGAGUUUGUGAACGCAGCCUACACCAAUGGCUACUACAAAGGUCAGACUGCUCUCCAUAUCGCCAUUGAGAGGAGGAGUUUUUUCUACGUGCAGCUGCUGGUCAGCAAAGGUGCAGACGUUCACGCCAAAGCCUGUGGGAAGUUCUUUCAGCCACAUGAUGGCCCCAACUUCUACUUUGGUGAGCUGCCCCUGUCUCUGGCAGCAUGCACAAACCAGCCUGACAUAGUGGACUACCUCAUGGAGAAUAAUUACAUGUCAGCCAAGGCUGACAUGGCGGACUCUCACGGCAACACGGUGCUGCACGCUCUGGUCAUGGUGGCCGAUAACUCGAAGGAGAACACAGAAUUCAUUAAAGCCAUUUAUGAUCGGAUCCUAAAGAACGCUGCCCGACUACAUGCCAAGAUGAAUCUGGAAGAGAAAGAGAACCACAAUGGACUCACGCCUCUCAAACUGGCUGCCAAGACCGGCAAGAUUGGGAUUUUUUCUCACAUACUGCAAAGGGAAUUCCACGAGAAUCACAUCAAGCACUUGUCCCGUAAAUUCACUGAGUGGGUUUAUGGACCGGUCCAUAGCUCCCUGUAUGACCUGUCCUCUGUGGACUCAUACGAGAGCAACUCUGUCCUGGAAAUAUUAAUCUACGGCAGUGACAUUCCUAACCGCCACCAGAUGCUGUUGACGGAACCGCUUAGCUACCUGCUGGAGGAUAAAUGGAAGAAGUUUGGUGCAGGAAUGUUUCUCUUUAACUUCCUGGUCUACCUUGUGUACCUGGCCAUCUUCACCAUUGUGGCCUACAAUAAAAGAGAUGUAAAGGAUUUGCUUCCCGAUGAGCCUGAAUUGUCGGAUUACCUGUAUGUCUUAGGCCAGCUGAUGACAUUGAUAGCAAACUGCUAUUUCUUUGUCAUUGGGAUCAUAGACAUGAAGAGGAAGCGACCAAAGAUGCAGACACUGCUGAUUGAUGGAUAUUAUGAGAUUCUCUUUUUUGUGCAGGGCCUCCUGUUCCUGGUCUCCACCGCUCUGUAUCUGGGGAACCGGACGGAGUAUCUUGGCUUCCUGGUGAUCUGUCUGGCUCUCAGCUGGGUGAACGUGCUGUACUACUCCAGGGGCGACAGCCACAUGGGUAUCUACAGCGUCAUGAUACAGAAGGCAAGAGUCCCUCUCAACGGGAUUGAAUAUCCCGGUGCAAACAUUGCUUUAAGGCCAUCUAACUUCUGUUUCCUUUUGCAGAUGAUCCUCAGUGAUAUCCUGCGUUUCCUUUUUGUUUACAUUGUUUUCCUGUUUGGAUUCUCAGCAGCGGUGGUCACACUGCUUAAAAAGCCAGAACACGUAAACAGAUCAACAACCCCAACCCCAUCCCCAACGCCAAAGAGUAGAUUUUUUGUGCCCACAACACCCGACGAGGAGUGCGUCAAACCCGGCUACACAAGCAUCUCCUACACCACCUUGGAGCUCUUCAAGUUCACCAUAGGCAUGGGUGACGUGGAGUUUACCCAGGAUUACCAGUACAUCGAGGUCUUCUACCUCCUUCUCAUCUGCUACAUCAUUCUCACCUACAUCCUGCUCCUCAACAUGCUCAUAGCUCUCAUGAACCGCACUGUGGAACAGAUCACCACGGAGAGCGCCUGCGUUUGGAGGCUGCAGAGGGCGGUCACCAUCCUGGACAUGGAGAAGAGGCUGCCCUGCUGUCUGAAGAAGCACUUUCACUCUGGGGUGGAGAAGAAUCUCGGCACCGCUCUUGGAGAAGAUCGCCGAAGGUGUUUCAGGGUCGAGGGAGUGAACUGGAACAAAUGGAGCUCAAACGUGGCCAACAUCAGCGAGGAUCCAGGGUUUUCUGAUCGGAUCCAGGAGUAUGAUUUAGAAAGCCCUCCGAGGAGCGUCAACAGAGGGAGGAGCUUGAGAGGCAUUUUCAUGGAAAGCAGUAGGAGGAGGAGGACUACGAUGUCUCAGUCCACUGAGAUGAGGCCCCUGUAUGUCUGAAGAGCCUCUGAAGAGUUAAACAUGACUGCUCAGCUUGAAUGACACUAGCAACCAGGCUUUGCAGCUCCAACACAGCAUUUUGCCAAGGAGACAAAGGCUUGAGCUGAUUCCCUGACUGAACUGCAGCGCUGGUUUCAUUGUAAAGGCAACCUAUAAGGAAACCUCUAAGUAAUAUCAGGGGAAACGAGGAAACUGAGGGCAUUGGUGUGUUUGACAUAUAUUACAGCGUUAUAAUUAAAGUAGACUUUAAGCAUGCUGCACCAUGUUGAAUAAACCUUGAUGAAAUAUUUUUUUAAUCCAUAUUUCUGGUUAAACGCAUCAAGCAGCUGUGUACUGUGCACGCGAGCUGGUGCAUGCACAUCUUGUGCAGCGAGGCCCCGACCUUCCGGCACCUCUGGCAUGGCUGAAAAUCCAUCACGGAGUUAUACUGAUCACCAAGGUGCUGAUCCUGCCCCUCCUGCUGUGUGCCCUUUAUACAGGUCCCAUUUUCAUCACAGCCAGACAAGCUAAAUCUACUGCAGCCAGAUCAGUCCUGCAGAUUUCACAGCUUGCUUUGUCUACUCGACUUCCUCUCGCUAUGAGGCGGAGGCAGGCCUGGAUAAAGGGCAUGAAAGCACAGCAAUCGGAGCAGCAAUAGCCACCUUCGACACUGGCUUAGACAGUUACAAACGAUAUGUACUUGUCAUGCUAACAAAAGGUAAGAAUUUGGGGCUAUUAGAGAACUUGAAGUUGCCUUUGAACUGUUCUUUAUUUUGCUGAUGUACUGAUAAUACAAAUAAAAGAUAAUUCACUAUU